Messenger RNA from Magnolia sinica, 514 nucleotides. RefSeq lists its product as uncharacterized. The transcript has a single exon. Bases 38 to 322 code for a protein of 94 amino acids. The record is from RefSeq and is a predicted model, not a curated record. NCBI's taxonomy places the organism in Eukaryota, Viridiplantae, Streptophyta, Magnoliopsida, Magnoliales, Magnoliaceae.
AGAUGCAAAUGCCUUGAAAAAUCCAGCAGAAGUUAACAUGUGGCCCACCAUUGGAAAAGACAAUGUCAACCAAUAUGGUGCUACUGGUAACGAGAACACUAAAGGUGAUGUGAACAUGGAAGCGACCAUAACAGCUGAUGAUGUUAUACGGGCUGGUGGCUUUGGAGCUAUGGAUGAUAUAAGCAGCCUCCUUCCCGUUGCAGUUGAUUCUACUGAUUUUGAGGCUUCUCUCCGUGAUGCCCGUGAUUUCGAAGAACCUCAGGGGGAAAUAUCCCGACCGGGUCUUGGCUGGUCAGAAGUUACGGAAUCAGAAGACUGUUAAUUUGCAUAGUUGUUGUUAGUGGGCCAUGGUAGUUGUUACUGACUGUUAUAGACUGACAGGAGAACCAUAGGCAGAUCCUAUAGUUUGUGACAAGUGGCUUCUCGUAAUUGUGUUACAACCUUGGUACAAGGUAUGCUUUUGAAAUACUACAGACGAGAAUGUUCAUUAGUUUAAUGCUGCAUAGUCCCAACA